Penicillium riverlandense is the source of this 1437-nucleotide messenger RNA. Its product is annotated as class-II fumarase/aspartase family protein. NCBI's taxonomy places the organism in Eukaryota, Fungi, Ascomycota, Eurotiomycetes, Eurotiales, Aspergillaceae. Bases 1 to 1437 code for a protein of 478 amino acids. The transcript is spliced from 2 exons. Gene Ontology annotation, molecular function: catalytic activity. The record is from RefSeq and is a predicted model, not a curated record.
AUGUCAAUGUUGAUUCGGCUCACACGUCCUGUGUCGCAGGUCUUUCAGCCCAGCGUGUGGAUAAACACCACCGGGCGGAGGUCGAUCGGAUCCGUCAGUGCCAUUGACUCGAGCAUUUUCCGGACCUUGUUUGGGACAGAAGAGAUUCGCAAGAUCUUCGACGAUGACGCUUAUAUCCGGCGCUGCGUCGACGCAGAAGCCGCUCUAGCUCGGGCACAAUCCCGAUGCAACGUGAUCCCCUCAGAGAUCGGGGCCAUGGUGACACGAAAAGUGCAAGAAUCGACCCUUGAUUUCGAAAGACUGCGUCACGAGACCGAGAUCGUCGGCUAUCCUAUCCUGCCACUGGUGCGUCAGUUAUCCACCAUUUGCGGCGAAGAGGCUGGCAAGUACGUACACUGGGGCGCCACGACACAAGAUAUAAUGGACUUGGCCAGUGUUUUGCAAAUGAAGGAGGGACUGAGCGUUGUGGAGCGAUUACUGAAGGAUGUUAUCGGCACAUUGCGAAAACUCUCGGAGAAGUACAGAGAUACCCCCAUGGCGGGCCGGACACAUCUCCAGCAUGCACUGCCGGUGACAUUUGGGUACAAAUGUGCUGUAUGGCUAUCGGGAUUCCAGCGACAUCUGCAGCGACUGGAACAGCUCAAGGAGAGAACAUUGUUGGUGCAGUUUGGCGGAGCGGCCGGCUCGUUAGCAUCACUGGGAUCAGGCGACGACGGUCUCCGAGUCCGAAAGGCGCUUGCACAAGAGCUUGGACUGAGCAAUCCCUCAAUUACAUGGCACGUUGCUCGCGAUGGUGUGGCGGAGAUUGCCAACUUUCUAGCUUUGAUGGGCGGAUCCAUGGGCAAACUGGCCUUGGACAUUAUCCUUAUGUCCUCGAACGAGUUGAGCGAGGUAGCCGAACCCUUUGUGCCUCAUCGCGGCGCAUCAUCAACCAUGCCGCAGAAACGCAACCCAAUUUCUAGUGAGGUAAUUUUGGCUGCGUCCAAGAUCCUGCGAUCGAAUGCAGGCCUUGUGCUUGAUGGAAUGGUAGCCGAUUUCGAGCGUGCCUCGGGUCCCUGGCAUCUAGAAUGGGUUGCUGUGCCAGAGAGCUUUGUUAUUGCUGUGGGUGCUCUGUCGCAGACGAAUUUUGCACUAUCUGGGCUUUCCGUGAAUAGCAAGCAGAUGAUGGAGAAUCUCCACUCUACAAAGGGACUGAUCGUGGCUGAGGCAGUUAUGAUGGGGAUGGCACCGCAUGUUGGGCGCCAACGGGCUCAUGAUAUUGUCUAUGAGGCAUGUCGAGAGAGUAUUGAGAAAGACCGGACCUUGCUUGAGUGUCUCGUGGAGAAGGAAGAAGUCACGGCGAAGAUGAACAGCGAGAAGUUGAGGGAGUUGUGUGAUCCGGUAAACUACCUGGGAGCUUCCGCGCGGAUGGUGGAUGAUGUACUGGCAAUGGAAUAG